AUGAUACCGUUCAAAACUCGGAUCAAACAGCCAUUUGAAGAAGGACAAACCAUUCAUGCAGUUGGUAUGAUAAAGGCUGAUCCUAAAAGGAUUACUAUCGAUUUCCAUAAAGGAGCUGAUAAAAAUGCUGACUUACCGUUGCAUCUAAGCAUCCGUUUUGAUGAAGGAAAAAUUGUUUACAACUCAUUUGUGGAUGGAAAUUGGUUAGAUAAUGAAAAAAGAUUGCAAAAUCCGUUCCAAGCAAACUCAGAAAUGGAUAUUCGAAUUCGCCUUGUUAAUAAUCAGUACCAGGCAUUAUUUUCUGCAUUCAUUCAUAUGCACUUCAUAUUCGCAAACCGUUUAGAAUGGGGCUUGCUUAGUCGAAAUGUACCAGUAGAUGGGGUAAGUCAUGUAUCAAUCAGUGGCGAUCUGGCCACACUUCAACUAUUCCAUUACGGUGGAAAAAUAUUUACAAAACCAUAUACAGCUAUUGCCAAAUUGGUUCCGAAUAUGCGACUAGAUAUUUCACUACUUCCUACUGGUGAACGAUUUGAUAUAAACAUUUACCGAGCUAAUCGACAAUAUGCACUACAAGUGUCAGUACGAUUUAAUGAAGGUAUGGUGGUACGAAAUGCUAUGGAAAAUAAUAUUUGGGGCCGAGAAGAACGGGAAGGAGGAAUGCCAAUAGAGAAAGGAUAUAUUUUUCAAAUUUUCUUCAAUGGAAAUCACUUUUCAUCAUUUGCGCAUCGUAGUUCCCCUGAGGAUAUUGCAACGUUGGAAAUUGACGGUGACUACGAGCUAUUUUCUGUAACUCUCAACAAUGCUGUUGAAGUAUGA
Messenger RNA from Thelazia callipaeda (thelaziosis nematode), 816 nucleotides. Lineage: Eukaryota; Metazoa; Nematoda; Chromadorea; Rhabditida; Thelaziidae. The record is from the annotation of a GenBank genome assembly.